CUAAAUCUUCCCGUCAAAAUGAGGCCACGGUCGCCCCUCCUCCCAGCUAGCGCGCUCUCUCUCUCUCUCAUCCACAUCGGCUUCAUACGGCGGCGCUGCCGCGGCCCGGCUUAGGUUGUAGCCUGCCGGAUCGAUGGGGCGGCCGGAUCCGUCCAAUCGUGCCUCCAGGUCUCCAUCCGGUCGCGGCAGCAUCAACAGUCUUGCUCGAGUUCCGUCCGAUGGGGAAGAGGAGGGAUCAGAGGCGAUUUUCGUUUCGUAGUUUUUCAGACCCAUCUGCUUGCUUCAGGUUGCUGCUAGUAGCGUUGCGCCAACGAUGAAUUUAUUCGGAUUCUUCCGGGUCAGCAAGAAAAGAGAUUCUCAUUCUCUGCACUACAAUGACCAAGAUAUAACUAACAAUCUUGGUGAUGACGAUGCCAUGAGCAACAUAAAUGGUGGCACCUGGAACUCAGCACUGUACCGAGUUCCCCUGCCAGGCACAUCCAGUGUGGUGGUCGUGAAGAAGUUGCAGAACAGGAGUGGAAGUCCAGUGGAUGCAAGUCUCGACAACCGCUGCCAGUCUGAGGUAAACUUGUUGGGCAGCAUUCACCACGACAACAUCAUCGGUCUUGCAGAUUGCUUGAGGACGAACAACUUCAUCGUGCUCAUCUACAACCACAAGGAGAACGGAAGCCUCCACCGGUGGCUGCACCCUGAUCUCCCCCAGCUGGCUGCACAGGGGUUGGUGCUUGAUUGGCCGACGAGGCGGAACAUCGCCAUCGGCACCGUCGAAGGGCUCUGCUACCUGCACCAUGGACGCAACCACCCCAUUGUGCACCACAACAUCAACUCUGCCAGCAUUUUGCUUGACACCAGCCUAAACCCCAAGAUUGCAGGUUUCGAUUUUGCACGGAUCAACCUUGCUGGACCUGACCAACCAGUGCCAAUCUCAGAGCUCACUGCUGCCAACAUGUUCGGGUACACGGCUCCAGAGUAUGUGACUAUGGUGACCAUCAAGGUUGACGUGUACAGCAUUGGUGUGGUGCUGCUGGAGCUCGUCACCGGGAGGUUGCCUAACGAACCGGUUCUGGACGGCCACUUGGCAACAUGGGCACAAAAUAAUUGUGAACGUCUGAUGGAGAAAACCGGAGAUUUCAGCAAUGUCGUCGACAUGGUCAUCCCGGAUAGAGCGCGGUACAUCAAGGAGAUGGCGGCGAUGUUCAGGCUCGGCGUGGAUUGCACCGUGAAGAAGCCGGAGGAGAGGCCAACCAUACGAGAAGGUCUCUUCCGCCUCCGCAACCGUUGCCGUUGAUUCGGUUUCGCCUGAUAUGUAUGUACUAUUGUACUCCGAGGUCCGUGAUUAUGGGUUGUAUAGUAGUGAUAGCAGAUAACCUAAACAUAACUUACGUUGUGAAUCUGGUAUGUUUCAAAUUGAGAUAAUAACACUGGCGAUACAACAACUUGUACUGCGCAAGCACUUUAGUACAACAACUUGCAAAGUGGGGCCAGGUGGUCCAUUAACUUGUA
Messenger RNA from Brachypodium distachyon (stiff brome), 1503 nucleotides. Its product is annotated as receptor-like protein kinase 5. The record is from RefSeq and is a predicted model, not a curated record. Gene Ontology annotation, biological process: protein phosphorylation. Bases 314 to 1288 code for a protein of 324 amino acids. Gene Ontology annotation, cellular component: plasma membrane. Gene Ontology annotation, molecular function: ATP binding; protein kinase activity. NCBI's taxonomy places the organism in Eukaryota, Viridiplantae, Streptophyta, Magnoliopsida, Poales, Poaceae. The transcript is spliced from 3 exons.